AUGUAUCCAACAAGUCCAAAUGUUAGCUACAUACCGGAUCCAAAGAAUAUCUUUUCAUCAAAUUGCAGUUUACCAAUAAAAGAAACCGGGGGAUUGUCAUAUGCAUCAUCAGCUUAUCCAAACUUAUCAAAUGGAUCAUCUGUAUCCAACAUUUAUGAUAGAAGUGGGAUUAUUAGCAAUACAGUUACACCUAGUCCUAGAAUGGCUUUAGACUAUCCUGAAUUAUAUACUUCUGUUUCAGAUGUUAAUGGUAAUUUUCAGUUGAAUAUUAAUAAUGAAUGUGUAUCUUCUAAUAUAUAUCAAUAUAAUAGUCCAGCCAAAAUAUCAACUAUAUAUCCAGCUUACAAAUAUGAAUCUGAUACUUCAUACAGACCACAGACAACAUUGACUGAACCUACACCAAUACGAAACAUUAAUCGUAGUGGUAGUAAUCUACGACGUAGUGCAAUGGUUGAGACAUUAGUGCAGCAGCAAUAUUUAAAUGGUACUCAGCUAGAUAAUAUUUUAACUCCCUCAAUUCGCAAUGAUCCUAAUAAAUUGAUUGACUUGAUAUACAAGAAGCAGGCAGAACUAGGGAAUUUACGGGUGCAACUAGAUGAACUAAGAAAAAAAGAGAUUGAAUUAGAGAAAACUACAGAAUUAAAUAUAGCAAGACGAAAUGAGAUAAAGUCUAAUUUUAUAACAUUAGAAAAUACGUUCUUUCAAUAUCGUAGUAGGAAAUCUCAUGAGAUGAGUAUAUUAAUCCAACAACUCCAGAAUAGUUAUAGAGACCGUCAGCAAUUAUCUGAGAGUUUGGCAAAACUUUGCGAUGAUAUCUCAGUUACCCAAAGAGAUCUACAGUUUUUUGAUUCUCAUGAUAAUGGUCAUGAGACAAAUAUAAGUGAAAUAAUAGGGCAUCAUUCAGUGAAAGAUCUACAAAAUGAACUGGAUUUAGUACAAAAGGAACGCAAUGAACUACUUAAUCUAAUAAACUCUUCGGGAACUCAGUUAGAGAAUUCAACUUGUAGUAAUCAAGAUUCUAUUUUAGAUCCUGAUGAUAAUAACUUAGUAAUGAUUAUUAAUCACCUGAAGCAAGUCAACAUGAGUUUAUUUGAACAGAAUCAAAUUCUUUCUUUAAAGUCUAAAGGUAAUUUUAUUGAGUUUAGGAGGAAUAUGUUAGAGAUUCAGAGCUAUGUAUCAAAGCUUGAGAGAUGUAUAGAUAAUAAUGAAGCUCAAAGAAUUCCUUAUUAUGUUCAAGAUAUUAAUUCUAUAAUUCAAAAAUUUAUAAGUUGUCAGUAG
This is a messenger RNA of Cryptosporidium muris RN66, 1278 nucleotides long. RefSeq lists its product as uncharacterized. Lineage: Eukaryota; Apicomplexa; Conoidasida; Eucoccidiorida; Cryptosporidiidae. The record is from RefSeq and is a predicted model, not a curated record. The transcript has a single exon. The coding region runs from base 1 to 1278 and encodes 425 amino acids.